Molecule: messenger RNA, 1688 nt
Organism: Suillus clintonianus
Lineage: Eukaryota; Fungi; Basidiomycota; Agaricomycetes; Boletales; Suillaceae
Exons: 2
Coding region: 303-1490 (395 amino acids)
Molecular function (GO): oxidoreductase activity, acting on paired donors, with incorporation or reduction of molecular oxygen; monooxygenase activity; heme binding
Source: RefSeq, a predicted model, not a curated record
GUGGUUUUGUUGUUUAAAUUCUUUUUUCAUAAGUCGUAUAACCGAACGUGUACUAUCACGCAUGCUUAAAGCAAAUUAACAAAGGUCAUGAGGAUAAUUGCAGAUUUCUCAGGAGCUUGCUUAGCCCAGCCACAACCCCCGACUAAUGUGCACAAGACCGUGGAGGGCGGCAGCAACAACUCCGGAAGUUGGAAAUGCUGUAAACACUGGCAGGUGUUUCGCAACUUGAGGGCGUAUGUUUGAACACGUGGGUGCUGUGUGGAUAUGAUGAUCCUUUUUUCGCAUAAAACUAGCAGAAACAAAUGGCGAAGAACUCACUCGUGCCACUUCCCAUAGUAGCAGCAGCAGCAUUUUGGUCGCUGGCUCUCAUCACUCUUGGGGUAUGUCAUAUCACCCGCACUCGGACCCACUGCACGGCUGAAGCUGCCAAGGCGAUGCUGGGACCACGAAACACCGAUCAUGAAGCCGAGAUCCGUUCCCGCAUCCAUCCUCAUGAGCACUUCGCUCUAACAUCCUCGAGUGCAAUACUCGACCCCUCUAGACACGACAGCUUCAUACAAGACGCAAGAGCAUUGAUUGCCUCCGUCAGCCCCCAGCAAUGUGCCGGGUGGCAAAAAUUCGUCAAAUGUGCUGAAAAAUGCACAGAGAUUUUCCUUCCUAAUCGAGAAGUCGACUUCGCCGCUUUCAUACAAAGCGUCAUUUUCUGCAUCAUAAUUACUGGAUUCUACGGUGUCGAUCCUGGAACCCUUUCCCCUGUCGAUGUCGCCUUCAUGACAAAUGCACUCAACCGCCAUUCGGUUUGCGCCUCGCAGCAAAGUUCCCUUCCUCCUGACGAACUUUACGCGAUGAUGAGGGAACGUAUUUGUACAUGGGUCGGGGAGGAGCGCGCCACUCGAGCCCUGGAAACCAUUCUUCCCGCAUAUGAGUCCAUGUGGCGUGUCGCUGCUGUCACAUUGGCCUAUGCAAAAGGAAACCAACACACGUGCAAUGCUUUCCUGGAUUUCAGCGAAAACCCCACCCAGAAGCAAUUCCGUUCUUUCAAAGUCAAAAACACUCGACCGAGCGUAGAAGCCAUCAUCAACGAAGUCCUGAGGUUGCACCCGCCCAUUCGGCGCAUUGCGCGCAAAACCAGACACCCUUGGUGGGAGAGGGUGUUUUACCCCACGCAGGAGAUAGCGGAUAUAGGAGCUAUUCAUCGCUCGCGUGUAUAUGGCGCGCAUCUAGAGACCUUCGAUGCGAUGCGCUUCUAUUCUCAGCAUGAACAUCAGUACAUGCGACUGCUCGCUUUCGGACACGGCGGGCUAAGCUGCGUCGCGGCAGAAUGGGCGCCCAUGGCUACAGCACUGAUUGUUGCCAAAAUUAUUGACAAAGUGGAUGAUGUCCGUUAUGUUUUCGCGGGGAAGGCAUUUGAUGCAAGGGUGUGUGAAAAUACGAGGAUGGGAUGGGAUGGGUGUGUGGUCAGAAAGAAAGAGAGGGGGAUGGUUUCUUGAGGUUCCUCCUGCGGUGUUGCGCUAUCAGGAACAUUCAACGUCAGCAUAUGCAUAUCUAUUUAAAUCUAUAUACCUAUGACAUUAAUAGUAGUGGUGAAGCGUAAUUAUUUUGGCCAUAGGAGCUUCCCAUGGCGAAUUAGAAUGGUGUUCCUGUAACUUGUCUGCCGGAUGGGAAUAGAAUCACAAAACGUAGUGCUC